Molecule: messenger RNA, 891 nt
Organism: Fonsecaea erecta
Lineage: Eukaryota; Fungi; Ascomycota; Eurotiomycetes; Chaetothyriales; Herpotrichiellaceae
Exons: 3
Coding region: 1-891 (296 amino acids)
Molecular function (GO): catalytic activity
Source: RefSeq, a predicted model, not a curated record
AUGCCCAACACUAAGACGGUCCACGUCCCCCACCUGGGCGGCAUCGAUGCCGCGUACCAGAUGCCUCACCCCUACGACGCGUCCAAGCCGACGUUGAUCCUGGUGAACAGCUUCACCACGUCGUCUGAGCUCUACCGGCAGCAGUACGCGAACAAAGCCCUUACGGACAAGAUGAACCUUGUGGCCAUCGAGCUGCUCGGCCACGGGCAGACACGCACCAAGUCGGAGAACUUUACUUACUGGGACACGGCAAUUAUGAACAUCCAGGUCAUGGAGGCACUGGGCAUCAAGAAGGCUUUCGUCCUCGGCACCAGCCAGGGCGGGUGGAUCACGGUGCGAAUGGCGCUGUUGGCCCCUGACAAGAUCCAAGGCAUCAUCCCCCUCGGCACCUCGCUGGACUACGAGUCGGAGCGCACACGCAAGCUCGGCUGCUGGGACGGCGUGGCAGCCUGCACGGGCCCCAUCGACCAGUGGACGAGCAAGACGCCCACGCCGGAUUUCCAGCCCGACAUCGCGUACUGCGACUUCCUGAUCGACAUUGGCUUCGGCAAGGGCUGCUCGCAGGAGGUGCGCGACUUCUGGCGCAAGACCAUCCAGGCAAACUACCAGGGCGACGACGGGCGCCGGCGCGCACGCAUGGCGGCCAUCAAUCUGCGCGAGAGGGACGGCCUGCACGGCCGCUUGUUCGACGUCAAGUGUCCCGUCAUGUGGUUGCAUGGCACCGACGACGUGGUCUACAGCGUGGCCAACGCCGAGCAGGAGAUCAAGCUCUUCACGAACGCCCCAUCGGCAGAAUUGGUUGUGGUGCCCGGCGGCGCGCACUUUUUGUCCGCGUCGCACCCCAAGGAGGUCGAUAAUGCGCUGAUUGCGUUUGUGGGCAAGUGUGCCUGA